This is a messenger RNA of Cotesia congregata, 612 nucleotides long. The record is from the annotation of a GenBank genome assembly. NCBI's taxonomy places the organism in Eukaryota, Metazoa, Arthropoda, Insecta, Hymenoptera, Braconidae.
AUGGCGAAAUGGAAAGCUUCAGAGUGGGAGUCAUGGUUGUUAUUUGACAGCUUGCCUUGUUUAACUGGAAUUUUAAAAAAGGAAUGCUUUGAUUCGUAUUGCUUAUUUGUGUCAAGCAUUUUUAAACUAUUAUCUGGUAAGAUAAGUGAAAGAGAAAUACUUGAAUGUGAACUUCAUUUAUUACAAUUCGUUGGUGAAUGUCAACAAUUUUAUGGAAAAGGUGUAAUGACAUUUAAUUUACAUUCUAUGAUUCAUAUUCCUAAAUCAGUACGACAAAGUGGACCUUUGUGCUCUAGCAAUACAUUCAUUUUCGAAAAUGGAAUAUUCAAUUAUAAAUUGGAGAUAAAUGCUGCUCACGGCGUUUCCCAGCAAAUUGUUUCAUCAACGUUAAAAACAAAUCAUGUUCGCAAUAAUAUUGAUAAUGCAACGGAAUCAACUACCUGUCGUAAUUAUUGUAAGAAUCUAUUUCUCCCACAAUACUUAACGAAUUAUUCCCGUAUAAGUAAUGGGGCCAUGCUCACUGGUGCAGCAAAUGAACCGAAUUCAAGAAUUAGUUUUCUUGUUCGUGAUCUCAAUAUUGAAGUAAUACAUAGUAUUCAAGUCUUUAGCAGA